AUGAUCCCCGCGGAGUCGACGGAGCCUACCAAUGCCUCAUUCAAAGAACUGGUCAAGUCAAAGCCUUCUCUUUUAUCCAAAUGGAGAGAAUUUUCCACGGACACAACUGUCCAUGGGCUACGAUAUAUCGUCCAGACGUCGCUACCUAGUUAUAGACGAAUAGUUUGGGCACUUCUAUUCCUUGUGGCCUUAGGAGCUUAUUUUUACAAUUCAACAAGAAGCUUCAAAAAAUAUUUUCCAAGACCAAUAAAAACUGAAAUUUCGGAAGAAACGCCUCUGGAUGGCUUGAAAUUUCCAGCAGUUACAAUCUGCAAUUUAAAUCAGUUCAUGAAAACGAAGAUAGACACAACUGACGAGGACCAAAAUUUUGAAAAAUUGGGAUUAAACAUCAGCGGAUGCAGUGAAACACGAAGUGUUCGUGGUAAUCUGACAUGUGGCCAAGCUUUAUUAUGCGUUUUCGUUGAGUUUGGUCCCCUUCUGGUGGACAACUGUGACUUUGCAACCAGGCAGAGAAUAAUGAGUGUCCUUAAUCACACGAAACGUAUCUAUGACGAAAAAGAAUUCCUUGCUAAGUAUGGGCACGACCUCUUUGGCGAUAGAAGCAUGAGUGGACCUUCAAAAUACUGUGUUUUUGAAGACGAGGAAUAG
This is a messenger RNA of Stylophora pistillata, 648 nucleotides long. Its product is annotated as acid-sensing ion channel 2-like. The record is from RefSeq and is a predicted model, not a curated record. Lineage: Eukaryota; Metazoa; Cnidaria; Anthozoa; Scleractinia; Pocilloporidae.